This is a messenger RNA of Fraxinus pennsylvanica, 708 nucleotides long. Lineage: Eukaryota; Viridiplantae; Streptophyta; Magnoliopsida; Lamiales; Oleaceae. The record is from the annotation of a GenBank genome assembly.
AUGCGGCAGAUUUUGACGAAAUUGAUGAAGCACAAGAACGGGUGGAUAUUCAACAAGCCUGUUGAUGCGGCUGCUUUGGGGCUUCAUGAUUAUCAUCAAAUUGUGAAGCAGCCGAUGGAUCUGGAUACAGUGAAGUCGAAUAUGGCAAUAAUGAGAUCUAAAACCUACGUGAUUAAAUUGACUCUGGUGGCAUUCAACAUUACCAGUAGCAAUAACAAUCCUGGGCCACAAGGCAAGAUGAAGAAAUUAUUAGUUAACAAACGGCAUGGAGCCCCAGUUGGAUCCAAUAAGGAUCUAAAGAAACCCUGCAAUGGAUUUCUUGAUAAUGGAAAUUUAGAAGUUGUGAGUUCAAAUGUUCAAUUGAUUGUGAGGGAACAAAAGGGAGUCAAACAUUGCGGCUUUAGGGAAAUUAAGGCUGGGAAGGAGAUAUAUACACCUAAAGAGGCAGGAGCUUGUAGGAAAAGAAAAGAAUUGACGGUGGUGCUUGCAACAACAUGGCCUUGCGGUGGUGCUUGGGACAGCGGUAGUGGUGGUGUUGAUGGCGGUAGUGAGAUUAUUUUGAGAAUUCCAGCAUUCUGUCUAAAUUCAUCAGGGAAAAUGAUGAAGAUUGAUUUUAGUGGUCUCCCGGCCUCAGCCCCGCUUUGUGGCGACACGGAUAAAUUGUACAAUGAGAUCUCGACCAAAUGUGUUUAUUGUGAUCAAUUGUGA